Doryrhamphus excisus (bluestripe pipefish) is the source of this 814-nucleotide messenger RNA. It is a transcript of the gene alox5ap, whose product is annotated as arachidonate 5-lipoxygenase-activating protein. Lineage: Eukaryota; Metazoa; Chordata; Actinopteri; Syngnathiformes; Syngnathidae. Gene Ontology annotation, cellular component: endoplasmic reticulum; membrane; nuclear envelope. Gene Ontology annotation, biological process: leukotriene biosynthetic process. The record is from RefSeq and is a predicted model, not a curated record. Gene Ontology annotation, molecular function: glutathione transferase activity; glutathione peroxidase activity; enzyme activator activity.
UGAGCAGGCAUACUAGCAUAUGGUGUGUAUGCCUAUAGUAACACCAAGUGCAAUACCAUCAAACGUCUACAUAAAAAUCUAAACGGCUCCUGUUGCUUUGUGCAAAAAGCAAUCGAAGCCUCGUUUAGAGCUACGCACGCAAUUCUUGCUAAAACUCUCUUUGAAGACGAGAAAUAAGGAACCGAUGUAAUCUCCACUCUCUGGUGUUCAACUGGGACAACUUCAAUGCUUCUUCUCCUUCCAGCCGCUCUCCUCAUCAUGGAUGUCAUUGUGGUGGAGAACAUCUACCUGCUGGUUCUGGUCACUCUAAUCAGCGUGCUGCAGAACGCUUUUUUUGCUCUGAAGGUGGAGAAGGAAUGCAAGUUUCACGACACGCACACCCCAGCCUUUGAGCGAGUGUCCUGUGCAAGCCGUAACUGCAUGGACGCCUACGCCACCUUCCUGGCAGUCAUGUGGUGUGCCGGCCUGUGUCUCAGUCAAGCUCCUGCUGCCUUUGCUGGCCUGAUCUACCUGGUGGUCCGCCACAAGUAUUUUGUGGGCUACAUGGGGCAAAGCUCCCAGAGCACUCCAGGCUACCUGUUUGGCAAACGUAUCCUGUGCUUCCUGGUGUUAAUGUGCACGGUGGGGAUCUUCAACUACGUGCUGGUGUGCUGCUGCGGCAGCAACUACAAGGACUACUUGGAGACAAUCACCAAGGCGGCUUCUGCUCUCCUGCUCAUCCCCUAAAAGUCUUUAAGACACACCACACUACAAAAGGACCACUUUUGUAUUUCCCUUUUAUUGCAGUAUCACAGCGAAUAAAGUACAUCAUAUA